GCAGACCAGCGAAGUGGUCAAUGGCGAUGGAGGAGCAGGAUUGCAGUCAGAGCUUAUAUAUGCUCCUUGCUCUGCCUGCAACUCACUCACACCACCAAAUUCCUCAGCUCGCACCCUACAGCUCGUAGUCAUCUCGCUUUUCUGAGUUUGUGCAGCUUGUCGUUUGAGGCGUUUGUUGUGGUGGUGCGAAACUGUCGGUCUGUGCGGCGACUAGCUGCUGCGUGCUUCUGUGCUCUGAACUUGACAGACACGCUGAUCAGUGAUUCGUAUUGAGCUAGGCUGUUGGUUGUGUGCGUGCGGUCGUGCGUCCGUGGGUGUGUGUGAGUCUCGUGGUGGUCGGAAGGGAUUCAUCUUGGUGGUUGAUGCUGAGAGGUUGCUUACGACUCUGGAGUUGUUUAGAGGAAUUUUGCUCGUUGCGUAGGUUCUACUGAUUGCAGCAGUGAUCGUCUUGCGUGGCUGAGCGGCACUCUUCUGUUGUGCAAUUCCUUUCUUGGCCGCAACGCGUUCAAGGUAGACCUGUCGUCUCCUGGGACUAGUGUGGGAGAAGUAGGUCGCAUUCGGAGUGGUUUUUGGAUUUCGUGAAGCGUCCUAGACGCAGUGAGUCGGAGGUUCUAUGAUUGUCACUCUCAUUAUCCCCACACUCUGCAGUCUCGGUUCGGUUGUUUAGCUUCGUCGUCAAGUUGCCUCACCGUUUUCUCGCAUGAGCGGUGAAAGACGGAAAAGGAAACCAACUGGGAAUGCUGCUUCGAGGGUUCUUCUCCCACUCUCUGUCAAUUCGAUGAUUCAAGCAGAUAGUAUAUGAAAUUGAAUUCCCACCGGGCAACGUGAAGAUAAUCCCUUCUUUUCUCUCUCGAGAUUGCGAACGCUCAUUGAUAUCCGACGAUCUGCUCUGCAAACUUAAGGAACGAAACCAAUCUCUGUGGCAGCUGCGAGCUUCAAGAUGCCUGGUUUAAACGCUGCCUUCUCAAGCCUUUCUCUUACCAGUAAUACACGCCGAAAAGAAGAAUGGAUGGACCCAGAGAUGUGGGGCAAGCUCCCCGAGCCCAUCAUGGAGACGAUUCUUUCAUACCUUCCUUUACCCUACCUCCUGCCCAUGCGGACUGUUUGCAAAAAGUGGAAUUACCUUCUGCAAACCUCCAGCUUCUUAUCGACGCAACGUCAUUUGACGGUACAGUGCUCUUCAUACGUACUCACGUACAAUGAACCCGCAUUCUCGGCGUUUUCUUUCUUCCAGCAAGGUCCAGAGCUUUAUUACCUCCGCAGCAGCUCCCUGUACUGCCCCGUCUCGAAGAAUUGGUUCAACAUGUCGCUGGAUUGCCUCCCAAUCCGGGAUUUCUACAUCACAUCUGUAGGCGGAGGACUGUUGUGUUUCGUUGCACACAAUGGGCCCCAGGCCGCCACCCAUCGGGAAGUGGUUCUUGGUGUGUGCAACCCUGCCACUCGAACGUGGAGGAUCCUGCCCAGGUGGGGGGGGUCCAAGGCUUAUAAUAUGCCGCACUUCGUAGCCAUGGUGGUGGAUAACUUCAGGCGAUCCUAUAAAAUUAUCCUCAUCGACCACGACAGGCUCGCGACGCGCACGUAUGACUCCGUGAGGAUGGUGUGGACGAAGUCCGAUGAUGUCCCAUCGAGGCACAACUUCCCAUAUUACGACCGGUGUCCUAGUCAAGCAGUCUUCAGAGGCAACACGCUCGUGUGUUCGACGCAGUGCAAGACGGGGAUCUCAUCUUACGACAUGGAUACCUGCGUAUGGGAAUCGUACCACGUAUCGCUUCCCAAUAUGCUUAGCAAUGUGCAUUUAGUGCAGCAUCAUAACCGCAUUUUGAUGAUCAGCAGAGUGAUGAAAGCCAAAUACGAAGGAUCGGAUAGAGUUCAAAUCUCGGAGCUAGACCCGGAAGGCUUGCGUGUUGCGACCACGCUGAGUGACGUCCCUCUCGGUCCUUCCAAACAGUUCUUGGAUCACUUCAAGGUCUGUGAAUAUAACAGCGUUGAUGACUCUGAGGGACUGUGCUUUAUUUCUGUUACCACGGGUGAGCGAUGGUUGUAUGACUUGGAGGAGCGGUUCUGGCACAUUUUGCCGAGCAGCCCAGGGAGCAAGACGAAGAGCAUGGCGGCUUACGGAGGAUUCUCUGUACAUUUGAGAGUGGACGUACAACCCUAGGUGGAGUUCAUAGUAACGGUAGGUAAAGUAAAAUUUGUAUAAAAUUCGAAGGUCACAGGAUAGGCCCGGAGUGUUUGCAAAGAUUUUAAUGUUCCAGCUCUCUGACACUGAAUGGUUGGGUGAGAUAGAUUGGUUACGUCACCCUAAUUGUGGCCGCACAUGUUUAGGUUUCAAAGGCGUUGUAAGAUUAUGGCAGUCUUGCGAUGUGGAAGUUUUUGCCUCAUUGCUAGCUGAGGCUAUUUGUACAAAUUGCGAAACUUUUUUGAACGGAAGGGUGUCUGUUCGUAGAUCUGAUGAUUUCCAUUAUGCUCACAA
This is a messenger RNA of Physcomitrium patens, 2473 nucleotides long. RefSeq names its product F-box/kelch-repeat protein At5g15710. Gene Ontology annotation, molecular function: protein binding. NCBI's taxonomy places the organism in Eukaryota, Viridiplantae, Streptophyta, Bryopsida, Funariales, Funariaceae. The record is from RefSeq and is a predicted model, not a curated record.